Messenger RNA from Silurus meridionalis, 1103 nucleotides. RefSeq names its product SFT2 domain containing 3 (gene sft2d3). The coding region runs from base 168 to 839 and encodes 223 amino acids. Gene Ontology annotation, biological process: vesicle-mediated transport. The record is from RefSeq and is a predicted model, not a curated record. The transcript has a single exon. Gene Ontology annotation, cellular component: membrane. NCBI's taxonomy places the organism in Eukaryota, Metazoa, Chordata, Actinopteri, Siluriformes, Siluridae.
UUAAAAAAUUUCAAUGUUUUCAGAGAAUCACAUGUUUUCAGUGCUUUUUUGGUUUUUUUCAAAGUUUAUUCCACUCAUCCCUGUUACGUCAUUGACAAGCGAUCAAAGUGGACCGGUCGCGUUUUAAUGACGUAUCACUGCUUUGUUUGGGUUACAACGCAACAAUCAUGGCGGAAUUGAAUCGACAGCUUCAGGAAUAUUUAGCGCAGUCUAAAAGCGGUGCAAAGACAAUAUCCCAGUCGAGCUCCAGCACCACGGUGAACAUCGACGAAGCCGAAAGCAAUGUAACAGGCACCUGGUUCGGUCGGUGGUCGAGCCCGUUCUCGGGUCGCGCCGGUUCUUCCACAGGCCCGAGCACGAGCAGCGGGUUUUCCUGGCCGUGGUCAGCGGAAUCUGAUCCCUGUCUGCCUGGCGUGAGUCGGUCUCAGCGAAUGGUCGCGUUCGUGGUGUGCAUCUUAUUCUCGGCGCUGUGUUUCGGACUCUCGGCUCUAUACGCGCCGCUGCUCUUACUGAAGGCGAGGAAAUUCGCUCUGCUGUGGUCGCUCGGCUCGCUGUUCGCGCUGACUGGCGCCGCCGUCUUGCGCGGCCCGAGCCGCAUGAUCGCCGCCCCGUCCCCGGGGGCCGUGUUGUACAUGUGCUCGCUGGGGGCGACGCUCUACGCGGCGCUGGCACUCCACAGCACCAUGCUCACGGCGCUCGGAGCCAUCGUGCAGAUUGGCGCUAUAGUGGGCUACGUGGUGUCUCUGGUACCCGGUGGCAGCGCCGGGAUGCGGUUUGUCGGCGGAAUGGCUGCAUCGGCAAUUAAAAGGACAGUGACCGGAAAAACCAUGCCCAUAUGAGCACGUUAUGGACACAUUACAGAAGACAAUAGUGUGCAGGACAGAUGUGUUUGAAAUUUUGGGAUGUGUAUUGUAUUAAUCUAGAGUGCAGAUUACUAGUGUUUCUCAUCACCUGCUGUCAGGAGAGUGGGUUGGGUUCUGCAUUUAUCUGGAUUAACUACAAAUUAAUUGAUAUUUCCACUGUGAAAUGAGGACCAAAGCAGUACUUGUGCACAUUUAACAAAUUUUGUAAUAUUGUAAAUAAACAUGGAUAUUUACACUGUA